Molecule: messenger RNA, 471 nt
Organism: Mangifera indica (mango)
Lineage: Eukaryota; Viridiplantae; Streptophyta; Magnoliopsida; Sapindales; Anacardiaceae
Product: protein GRIM REAPER
Exons: 1
Coding region: 1-471 (156 amino acids)
Source: RefSeq, a predicted model, not a curated record
AUGGCAGCUACAACUUCUACUCUUCUCUACCUAACCCUAUCUCUCCUCUUAUUCCUACAAUUCCACAUAGUUUUCACCUUUCCAUUUGAUGUUGAUGCUGAUGCUGAUGACAAUGAAGUCUAUGUUCUCGACAACCCAGUUCCGAAUUUUCGAUCGAGAAGCAGGAUGUUGACGCAGGGGAGCAAUGUGAUAAAGAAAGGGACGCAUUGUGAUCCUGAACACAAGAACAUCUGUGAUGGGGUUUCUGCCAACAAAGGCACCAGCCUGCUCUACUGCUGCAAGACACAUUGCCGGAAUAUCCUCAGCGACAUGAAUAACUGCGGCCGUUGUGGGGUGAAGUGCAAGUUCGGAGAGCGGUGCUGCAAUGGAAGGUGUACAAGUGUUGUUUACAAUGACAAUCAUUGUGGGAAGUGCAACAGGAAAUGCCCUUUUGGGGUUAAAUGUGAAUUUGGAAGCUGCGGCUAUGCAUGA